Molecule: messenger RNA, 759 nt
Organism: Cervus elaphus (red deer)
Lineage: Eukaryota; Metazoa; Chordata; Mammalia; Artiodactyla; Cervidae
Gene: TRPC5OS
Product: TRPC5 opposite strand
Exons: 3
Coding region: 436-759 (107 amino acids)
Source: RefSeq, a predicted model, not a curated record
GUUUUACUUCCGCGCGCAAUAGCCACCAAACUCGGCUAACUCAGUUGUGGCGAGAGCGUUCACAUCCCACUUGAACGUGAAAGUCCAGUGAACAUUUGGUUGGCAUAACCUUGACCCUCUCACCCAUCUUGACUGAAUCGCCGAUCUGCUUUGCUGUUUUCUCUUGGCUGUGACAAUCUGUCUGAUGGUCAUUAUAAUAGCAGUUCACUACUGAUACAGACAAGAGUACCAUACGUAAAUCUUGCGGGAGGUUCACCAACUUUAUCAGAAAGUACUGUAGGACCACAGGCCUCAUUGAUCAUCAUUGUAAUCAUAUCAACAGCUUCAUUGCUCAACCAAACCAACCACUGCCAGCCCCACAGGAUCCACUGUCACCAAGAACCCAUUUACUAUAGCUUUUAGUAAUAUUUUACUUACUGAAGAAAGCGUAGAGGCAUGGAGUCUGCGUCAGCCCCUGUACUUAUUGGUGGACUUAUUGACUGUGUAGCCCAGUUAAUACGAAUAGCUGAAGAGCUUUUACAGUUGAUCUCACAAGAACAGGUUCCUUGUAUGGAGCAAAAUGAUGAAGCAGAAGAAGAUGCUUUUUUUUCUGAGGAAGCUCCACUACCAGACCUUGCUCAUCUCCCAGACUUAGAAUUAAUACUGACACCAAGAGAAGAUGAAGACCUACUCUUUGAUGUAGAUCAAGUUAUGUUAGAAAUGGGUGAAUUAUAUGAACAACAACUCAGUAGUGUUAACAACGAGUUAAGAAAUGGCUAA